Molecule: messenger RNA, 1305 nt
Organism: Staurois parvus
Lineage: Eukaryota; Metazoa; Chordata; Amphibia; Anura; Ranidae
Source: the annotation of a GenBank genome assembly
AUGUCCAAGCGGCUGAAGAGCCCGGAGGUGUGCGCCGACUGCAGCCUGCCGGAUCCUCGCUGGGCAUCUAUUAACAGAGGUGUCUUGAUAUGUGAUGAAUGCUGCAGUGUACAUCGAAGCCUGGGACGGCACAUCUCACAAGUCAGGCAUCUUAAGCACACCCCAUGGCCCUCUACGCUUCUGCAGAUGGUGCAGACAUUGUACAGCAAUGGAGCAAAUUCAAUCUGGGAACAUUCUUUGCUUGACCCGGCAUCUAUAAUGAGUGGAAAGCGUAAAGCCAAUCCCCAAGAUAAACUUCAUCCAAACAAGGCUGAAUUUAUUAGAGCAAAAUAUCAAAUGCUGGCAUUUGUUCACCGAUUACCUUGUCGAGAAGAUGAUAGUGUUACAGCCAAAGACCUUAGCAAGCAACUUCACUCAAGUGUGAGGACUGGUAAUCUGGAGACUUGUCUAAGGCUGUUAUCCCUAGGGGCACAGGCCAAUUUUUUUAACCCGGAAAAGGGAAGUACACCUCUUCACGUGGCAGCUAAAGCAGGACAGAUCCUACAGGCAGAGCUACUUACAGUGUAUGGAGCAGAUCCAGGCACACCAGAUUCUGCGGGCAAAACACCCAUUGACUAUGCAAGGCAAGGUGGCCAUCAUGAAUUAGCAGAUCGUCUUGUGGAAAUUCAACACGAAUUGACCGACAGAUUAGCAUUUUAUUUAUGUGGAAGGAAGCCCGACCAUAGAAAUGGACAGCACUUUAUUAUACCACACAUGGCAGACAGGUGAGGUUCAGUUUAGAUUUAUCAGAACUUGCCAAGGCUGCAAAGAAAAAACUUCAGUCUUUAAGCAAUCACUUAUUUGAAGAAUUAGCGAUGGAUGUAUAUGAUGAAAGUCGACAGACGGGAAACAGAUGCAGUUUGGCUUGCCACUCAGAACCACAGCACUCUUGUCACAGAGACCACUGUUGUACCUUUUCUUCCAGUGAACCCAGAGUAUUCCUCAACACGUAACCAGGGAAGGCAAAAAUUAGCCCGAUUUAAUGCUCAUGAAUUUGCAACACUGGUGAUAGACAUCUUAAGUGAUGCCAAAAGACGACAACAGGGAGGUUCAGUAUCUGGAUCGAAAGAUAAUGUGGAAUUAGUGUUAAAAAGUAUAAGUAACCAACAUAGUACAGAAAGUCAAGAUAAUGACCAGCCAGAUUAUGACAGUGUGGCAUCAGAUGAAGAAACAGACUUGGAGAACGCCCCAGCUAAAUCAAAUAGAGAAAAGGUAAGUUUUUUUUUAUUUUCAUGGCAAAGUGACAUUUGCAGAAAUUAUCUUGUU